AUGAACAUUAACAAUGGCAGCAAAGAUAUGGUUAAUAACUACUCAAAUAUCUUUAACCAUUCUGACAAAUUGAUAUCACCCUCCAAUUUCACCCAAAACUUUAACUCCAAAACUUUGAAAUUAAACCCCUAUAAUUUAAAUUUGUUGUUAAAACUGGAUCCAGGUAUGCACAAUACCAACGCUUUAGCUCCAGCUGUUGACCAACUACCAGAAUGCUUUGAAAAAGAAAAUAACAACAUCAACAUUGAACAUAACGAAGUUACAAAACAACCAAUAAAACAACAGCUCAAUAAUGUGACACCCCAAAGACUUUAUACGACAUAUGAUUUGUUUCCAAAUUAUUAUGACAUUGACCAUGGCAAUGUCAUGAAUUAUAAUCAAAUAUUUAUAAAUAACGACAACAACAACUACAACAAAGACAACAUUGGUAGCAGCGGUAGUAGUAGCACUGGCAAUGUUUACAACAGACACAGAAUUUUACCCAAUGAUAUAGUUUUCAAUCGAUGUGUAACUCCAUCCUCAUCGAUCACCUCCCCUGAAGAUGAUCCAGACCUGGAUCUUUACAAAUUCUCAAUUGUCAAAAUCAUCAGUCCCAAAAGAAAUGUAACCCCUGCUUUAUGUCACCAUUCAAGAAACACAAUACAACUUGAAAAUCGACCACCCAUGUUGAAGUCUCAUUCAGAAUCUCAGAUACUAAAAACAUCACCCUAUGAUUUGGAAAAUACCUGGAGUGAGCAUAAUGACACAGAAGAGAUAACAAAGCUAAAGUCACCAUUUUCACAGCUGCAAAGGAAAUUAUUACCACAAUCAUCACCAGCACCACAACCAGCACCAGAACAACAUUAUUGCAACGCGAGUUUGUUAAAUAUCGGUACCCCUGCGCCUGUAAAACUGCAAUUUGUCAAAAGAAAUGCAUUUCCUAAACAUAGUAUUUCCAACUUAGUUGAAGUACAGCAUUUGGAUUUCCGUGCACUUUUACAAUCUCAAUACUCAACAAAAUUAACUGAAUCACUAAGGCUAUGUGCAUCAGACAUACAAUGCAAUGGCCACUGCCCCCGAUUAUUCAACAACUAUAUAGAAAUGGUAGACCAUUAUCAUGAAAACAAUAUUAUGCACUUUAUCCUCAAGGAAAGGCAUUAUAGAUGUCCUGUUAAGGAAUGCCCUUUGCACUUGGUUGGAACCAAGAACCGUGCCGAUUUAAGACAUCACGUCCAUUAUGAACAUAUAGCACUGGGAUACGUCCAUGAAUACUUCCAAGCUUAUAAUCAACAAAUUAGAGAAAUCCUAUUUACUCCUUCACUUGAAACGGAAAAGACCUUAAAUGGCAAAGAGUUGCAAUUUGUACCAAAUGUGGAAAAGUAUUUCACCAAAACUGAAAAACAACAAGUUGACAUUGCCAAAACAAGCAGCAGAUUCAAAUACUUAUUGGGACUCACAGGAUUGUUUGGACAUUUUAUCGAGGCAAAAGCAAACAAGGACCCAUUGUUUAGGAAAAUUGUUGAUGAUUUGAAUGACCAAAAACUGAAAUCAUCACAAACAAACAAUUCGUCUGCUUCAUCGCAUAGGAGGAGGAAGACAGAGAAAGAAGAAGAUGCCGAAUUAAUGAAAGUAGAGAAACUGGGAGGUGCACAAACUUUUGAGUUUAGUGAAAGUCCCGGGUACGUACAUGGAAAAUUGAGACCAUAUCAAGUCCAGGGAUUGAAUUGGCUCGUUUCAUUGUAUGAAAACAAUUUGUCAGGUAUAUUGGCCGAUGAGAUGGGAUUGGGCAAAACACUACAAAGUAUUUCAUUUUUGGGUUAUUUAAGGUUCAUGCACGGAAUCAAUGGCCCACACUUGGUGAUUGCGCCCAAGUCUACCUUGGACAAUUGGCAUAGAGAAUUUAAUCGCUGGAUACCAGAGAUAAAUGCAGUUGUGUUGCAGGGAGAUAAGGAAGAAAGAAGUGAGUUGAUCAAAAAUAGGAUUAUGACAUGUGACUUUGAUGUCAUAAUUGCAUCAUACGAGAUAGUUAUUCGUGAAAAAUCGACAUUUAAAAAGUUUAACUGGGAAUACAUUGUUAUCGAUGAGGCACACAGAAUUAAAAAUGAGGAAAGUCUUUUGUCACAGAUUAUUAGAAUGUUUCACUCUAAAAAUAGAUUAUUGAUUACUGGAACACCGUUGCAGAAUAAUUUGAGGGAGCUUUGGGCAUUGUUGAACUUUAUUUUACCUGAUGUCUUUGCCGAUAACGAAUCGUUUGAUGAAUGGUUUCAAAACAAUGAUAAUAGCGAAGAAGAUCAAGAAGUCAUUCUGCAACUUCACAAAGUGUUAAAACCAUUUCUUUUGCGGAGAAUCAAGGCUGAUGUUGAAAAAUCAUUAUUGCCAAAGAAGGAGAUCAAUGUCUAUACCAAAAUGACACCCAUGCAAAGAAACUUGUAUCAAAAAAUAUUGGAGAAGGAUAUAGAUGCCGUUAAUGGCGCGAACAAAAAGGAAUCAAAAACAAGGUUACUCAACAUUGUGAUGCAAUUGAGAAAGUGCUGUAACCAUCCUUAUUUAUUUGAUGGGGUUGAGCCUGGUCCACCAUUUACUACUGAUGAACAUUUGGUGUUUAAUGCACAAAAAAUGAUUAUAUUGGACAAGUUGUUGAAAAAAUUUAAAGCAGAAGGUUCUAGAGUAUUGAUUUUCUCGCAGAUGAGUCGUAUGUUGGAUAUUUUAGAGGAUUACUGUUAUUUCCGUGAAUACCAAUACUGUAGAAUCGAUGGACAAACCGAGCAUGUUGAUCGAAUCAAUGCCAUUGACGAGUAUAACAAACCAGGCAGCGAGAAAUUUGUGUUUUUAUUGACCACUAGAGCUGGUGGAUUGGGUAUUAAUUUGACUUCAGCAGACAUUGUUAUCUUAUUCGAUUCUGACUGGAACCCUCAAGCAGAUUUACAGGCAAUGGAUCGUGCACAUAGAAUCGGACAAACCAAGCAAGUCAAAGUAUUUAGAUUUAUUACUGAAAAUGCUAUUGAAGAGAAAGUUCUUGAAAGAGCAGCACAAAAACUUAGACUAGACCAAUUGGUUAUCCAGCAAGGUCGUAAUACAGCUGGGCUCGAUGGUCAGCAGAGCAGCAAAGCUGCAUCUAAGAAUGAAUUGUUGGACAUGAUACAGCAUGGUGCUGCUGAUGUGUUUAAAAAGGACGACGAUGGACAAGACGUGGAUAUUGAAGAGAUUUUGAAACGGUCCGAAGAAAAGACACAGGAGUUGAAUGAGAAAUACUCCAAGUUGAACUUGAAUGCAUUGCAAAAUUUUUCAAAUGACGAGAGUGUUUACGAGUGGAAUGGUGAAAAUUUCAAGAAGAAAGAACCAGCAACAAUAACCAAUAUUGGUCAUGCAUGGAUCAAUCCGGGCAAAAGAGAGCGUAAAGAAAAUUAUUCCAUCAACCUGUAUUACAAAGAUGUGUUGAAUACUGGCGGAAGAACACAACCCACAGUCAAUAAAUCGGGACCAAGACCCCCGAAGCAACUCAACUUGUAUGACCACCAAUUUUAUCCACCUAAACUUUUGGAGCUUUACGAGUUGGAGAAAAACUAUUAUAAGAAGCAAACCCAAUACAAAGCACCCUUGAGAGCUGGCGAUGCGUCAACUUUGAAAGAACGGGAGUUGGAGCAACGACUCGAACAAGAGGAAAUAGAUAACUCGCUGCCGUUGACGGAAGAAGAGAGACAAUUGAAGGCAGAAUUGAUGGACCAGGGUUUUGGAAAUUGGAACAGAAAAGACUUUUACCAUUUCAUUUCUGUUUGCUCAAAAUAUGGCCGUAAUUCCAUACCAAUGAUAGCCAAGGAGUUUCCAGAGAAGACUGAGGAAGAAGUAAGGGAAUAUGCAAAGGCGUUUUGGAAGAAUUACAAAGAGAUUGAUGGAUACGAAAAGUAUAUUGGUCAAAUUGAACUGGGCGAAGAGAAAAUCAUCAAAUCCAGAUUACAGAAAGAGGCAUUGAGACGAAAAUUGUCGCAGUACAAGUAUCCAUUAUUGGAAUUGAAGCUCAAAUUCCCACCUUCUUCGAGUACAAAGAGAGUUUAUAGCGAAGAAGAAGACCGAUUUUUGUUGGUGCAACUUUACCGUUUUGGAGUAGAUCUGCCCAAUAUUUAUGAGAGAAUUAAAGAAGCCAUCCGAGACUCACCAUUUUUCCAGUUUGAUUUCUUUUUGCAGAGUAGGUCAGCACAAGAGAUUGGAAGGAGGUGUGUUACAUUGUUGGGAUGUGUCACCAAGGAAAUCAACCCCGAGCUGCAUGUUAAGGUACCGAAUGGUGGCGGAUCAACAAGUGCAAAAGGAGGAACAGGUGGUGCAACAAAGAGAAAAGAGUCAACACCUAUAGAUGGAAAGGCAAAGAGGCUGAAAAAGUAA
Messenger RNA from Lodderomyces elongisporus, 4356 nucleotides. RefSeq names its product chromatin-remodeling ATPase (gene ISW1). Gene Ontology annotation, cellular component: nucleus; chromatin. The coding region runs from base 1 to 4356 and encodes 1451 amino acids. The transcript has 2 exons. NCBI's taxonomy places the organism in Eukaryota, Fungi, Ascomycota, Pichiomycetes, Serinales, Debaryomycetaceae. Gene Ontology annotation, molecular function: DNA binding; ATP binding; histone binding. The record is from RefSeq and is a predicted model, not a curated record. Gene Ontology annotation, biological process: nucleosome organization; regulation of transcription by RNA polymerase II.